This is a messenger RNA of Procambarus clarkii (red swamp crayfish), 798 nucleotides long. RefSeq lists its product as uncharacterized. The record is from RefSeq and is a predicted model, not a curated record. Lineage: Eukaryota; Metazoa; Arthropoda; Malacostraca; Decapoda; Cambaridae.
AUGGUUGAUAUACCGGCACCAGAUGGAUCCACUGACUCACUCCAAGCUUUUAGAUUGGAGCUUGAGUCCUUACUCAAGGAACUUGACAAUAAAGUGAAUCUGGAUGAAUCAGAUUGGUUAAUCCAAUUUCUUAUGAAACACAAAUUACCCAGUGAAAUACUGGAUAAGUUGUGUGUUUUACAUACCAAAUCUUCUCUGACAGUAAAAGAGAUUAUGGAAGGUUUACGCUCAGUCAUAGAAAGACAAAGAGACAACACAGAUGGUAAAUCAACACCUAAACCUUCAUUAACUAUCCAUAGUAGACAAAAGAGUACAAACAGUACUCAAAAUAUAUCUAAAGCAACUACCUCCACCCCAAGGUGGAAACAAGGCAAUGUGGAUACAUAUGCAGUGGGUCCCUCCAAACCUACAGUUAAUGUGUCACCCGAAACGGUGACUCCCCAAGGUGCUGUUAACGUCUGGAGGCCAUGUCUGUUCUGUGAAGAAGAACAUUCCAUGUACAACUGCAAAACCUACCCUGAUCAUGCAACACGUGUAAAACGACUCCAGGAGUUACAUAAAUGCACCAGGUGUUUAAGAUCACAUAAUCCCGACACCUGUGCAACUCAAAUAUGCACCUGCAAUAGGUGCAAUAAGGGUCAACACCAUACAGCACUGUGUGGGGAUUCAAAGACAAAGUCUCCCAAACCACAAGUGGAGGAAGGAACUUCCACUUCAGUACAGCUCUGUAAAGCACUGCCCGAUGUAAGUGUACUAUCAACAAAGUCUGAUAGUACCCACUGCCCAAUUAACCCUUAA